AUGGACUUCAAGAGAAUUACUUCAGUUGGGCAAUCCAGUCAAUCUGCAGGAACAAAGGAAAUCUGUCUACUGGUCAUGAAUGAUGAUCUUAUGUGUCGUAAGAUCAUCACAGAGAUGCUUCAACACUGCAGUUAUGAAGUUUUACAUAUUGGAAAGGCUAUGGAUGCUUUAAACGCCAUUUGGGAGAGGAAAGACAGACUAGGCCUUGUUCUAACAAAUUUCCACAGGACAGAUUCAAAUGGAUUGCAGAUUCUCCAACGCAUUCAGAAUGAAUUCAAUCUGCCCACCCUUUUUUUACAUAUUGGAAAGGCUAUGGAUGCUUUAAACGCCAUUUGGGAGAGGAAAGACAGACUAGGCCUUGUUCUAACAAAUUUCCACAGGACAGAUUCAAAUGGAUUGCAGAUUCUCCAACGCAUUCAGAAUGAAUUCAAUCUGCCCACCCUUUUAAUGUCCCCAGAUGACAGAAAAUUUGUGUCAAAAGACCAAGCAAGUAAUGUUGCAGCAUAUAUUGUGAAAUCUUUGAGCAUGAAUGGCAUUAAAAACCUUUGGCAAUUUGCGUUAGCAAGAGAGCAAGACAAAGUAGGAGGUACUCAACUUGCAUCAACACCUGAGAAUGCAGUUGAGGCAAGUCUAGGUAAUACCAAAUCAUCAGGGGAAGCAAGUCUCGGGCACCAGAAGCGUAAGAGGAAAACAAGAGAUGAACAAAAUGAAGAUGAUUCCCCCAUGGAAAAGAAGCCAAGGGUGGUCUGGACUAGUGAGAUGCACCAUAAAUUUUUGGAAGCCAUUGAAAAGUUAGGCUAUGANAAGCAAGUCUCGGGCACCAGAAGCGUAAGAGGAAAACAAGAGAUGAACAAAAUGAAGACAAUGAAGAUGAUUCCCCUAUGGAAAAGAAGCCAAGGGUGGUUUGGACUAGUGAGAUGCACCAUAAAUUUUUGGAAGCCAUUGAAAAGGGCUUUUCCGAAGAAAAUAGUUGAAGUUAUGAACGUCCCCGGAUUGACUAGAGAAAAUGUUGCCAGUCAUUUGCAGAAAUAUCGCAUGUGCUUGAAACGAGCUCAAGAAGGAUCAGCUGGUUCUUUUUAUGGAAUAAACCUAAUCAAUGAUGCUAAGGAACCAUACUUUCCAUCAGGUAAUUCUGCAUUAAAUUUCAACUUCUCACAAGGAAAUUCUCUAUUUCCCGAGCUACCGCCUCAUUGGACAUCAUUUCUAAAAGGCUCCCGUGGCCUCUAUUCUAUGCUUGCCUCUAAUCACUCUACCACUGUCAGCACCAAAGCACCAAUUGGCUUGUCUGACUUAAGACAAGCACAAUUGCUAACAGGAAGCAAUCAGGAGAAUAAUCAGUACCCUUAUACCCAAAAUGUGUCUCCUUUUGGUGCACUACCACAAUAUACCGACCAAAAUGGUGGCUUCCGGGGGGUUCUGUUUAACCAUAAGUUCAGAAUUUAUGGUGAUCAGACCAAGAACAUGCUUUUCAGCAUCGAAGAUGGCAACUCAUCCAGCAAGGCCAACCUGCCCGAAAUUUCUGAUUGCACAGGCAAUUUCCGGGGAUUUAGAUUGGCUGGUGAUGGGAAGUCUGUUUUGUUUGGCCAAACAGGUGUUUCAGGUAAUGAUAAGACCAUAGGAGAAGAGGCAUUCUCUGAAAUAGGAACUUCUGGGAAUGAAAAUCAAGUCCUGGACCCUACAAAAUCCAUAAAUUUUAUCCAUCAACUACCUUCUCUUUCUUCUGUUGGGAUUUGUGGGAAAGAUUCAGACCAAUCUCAUUCAGUGCCUGGAAACUCCAUUCACCAGCAGCACCCUUCACUGCCAUUGUUAGUAACUUCUGGGAAUGGGAGUUCAGUCCAGAACCCUCCUCUGUUUGUUUACAGUAAUCCCCGGAAACAACCUUUUUCGCCUCCACUUGGGACCUUUGUGAAUGAUAGUCCAAUCCAAUGCCCUUCAGUAUCUCCUAACAGUCUAGCCCAGCAGCCACGUUCUCUGCCACCAGUGGGAACAUCUGGAACUGGGAAUGAGAUUUCAGUCGGGUAUCCUUCAUUGUUCGUUGGCUGCAUUCCACCGGAACAAUCUUCUCUGCCACCAUUAGAUACUUUUGGGAUUGACUGUUCAGUUCAGUACACCUCAACACCUGAUGACUAUGUUCCUCAUGAACAACAAUGUUCUCUGCCACCAUUACCACCACUGCUACAUGAUCUGGACAGUUUUGGGACUGAGAAAAGUAAUGUUCUGCUGCCUAUGGCAGGAAGCACAAGUCCCCAAUUGUUUUGGGAUGGUGAUUUUGAGGAUACAAUAUUUAAUAAUCAUGAUUAA
This is a messenger RNA of Ilex paraguariensis (yerba mate), 2301 nucleotides long. NCBI's taxonomy places the organism in Eukaryota, Viridiplantae, Streptophyta, Magnoliopsida, Aquifoliales, Aquifoliaceae. The record is from the annotation of a GenBank genome assembly.